Messenger RNA from Botrytis cinerea B05.10, 909 nucleotides. RefSeq lists its product as hypothetical. The record is from RefSeq and is a predicted model, not a curated record. Bases 110 to 589 code for a protein of 159 amino acids. The transcript has a single exon. NCBI's taxonomy places the organism in Eukaryota, Fungi, Ascomycota, Leotiomycetes, Helotiales, Sclerotiniaceae.
GCCAUCACUGCAUUUCUUUGUCUUCACAAAUUUAUUUCUACCACAACAGCUUCUCAUUACGCACCAGAUACAAUAAGAAUUAAAUACACCAUUGCAAACCCAAAACAAGAUGUCUUCAGAUUCAGAUAGUACGCCAGUACCCACAUUUUCUCCCGAGUUUAGGGGAGAGACCAAACCUGCUGAUUUUACCUCAACCGAAAAUGCCAAGCCUUCACAGCCCGACGUUCACCGACUCAAGCUGCCCAUUGAACAUCGUGACAGUACAAUAUCUACACCCGACAGCAUGAAGGUCGAAAUCGGUAGUUCUAGCGAUGGAAUUGCAGAAGCUGUCAGUCCUGUUGAAGACACGCGGGCGAAAUCUCAAGGCGGCGUACGCGAGGCCGAGGAUAACGGUAGUGAUGGAUCAUGGGAGGAGGUGAGACGUGAAGGAACCCAAGCGUCAGAGGGAGGAACAACACAAGACAACAGACCAGUCUGGGUUGGUCAUGUCGAAGAAAAGAAUUCGACACAGGAAGAGGAAAGUUCGGGAGAUAUUGCUCCGGAGUUUCGACCGAGGACUCCAAGACCUUAUGGCUCUCAUAGUGAAUGAUCGAGUUUCUGAAAGUUUUUUGGGGCCAAGGGAUUAGGAUGAUAAGGUUUCUAGCUGAUGGCAACAUUACUAUGCGAUUUCAAUUGAAUCUCAAUUCUCGUCAUCCCAACCAUCUCAUCAAGGAAGUCAUUGUACGAAAGGUUCAAGAUACCUGGAUAUUUCGACUGAAAAAUUCUUUUCAUACUCUUCCUUAGGUAUUGUUUGAGAUUACUGAAGCUUGGUCGGGAGUGCAGGAGGAAAGGCAAUUUUAUUACUUUGGGGUAUUUAUCGUUGUGCGGGUAUGGCAGAAAAUUUAUGAACUUUUUAAUAAGGAAUGAUCA